CCGCAUUCAUUCUCGUCGGCAGAUGGCGGAUGUAGUAGUCGCCCUCCGUCAGUCGCGCAUAGACAACUUGCCGAGCGCAGUGUGAUUGCGAUUCGCUCAGCACCAUUUUGUGUGUAUCGUUCGAACGGGACAUUGUGUGUAUGUGCUCCGUGAAUAAUUGUGAAGAACGACUAUUAACCAAAAGUUUUAAGUCGUGUUUAGUGUUUAACUUUCGACAUGCCCGCGGAGGGAUCGAUGCGAUAUCUCGGGCGCCUUUAGAAACCGCGCCUCCGUCAUGAGCGAGUGAUCGUCGACGUAAAAAAAGUUAACACAGGAAACAUGUCUGGGCGGACCGCCGACGCGGAUGCGAGCGAAGGGUUCGUGUUCGAAAUUCGAAAGCGGUCAUGUCAUCGCCUCUCGGAUUUCGUAUAAGUCACCGUCCAAUGUCAAAAUCGUGCACGUACCGCGAGCGCCGACCCUCCGGAUCGUGCGGAAAAUGCAAUCGUUGGUAGUUUGGUGGGCGGUGGUGUCUGCGGCCUGGGCGCUGGCGGGCGCGUGCUCCAGCUCCAUCUCCAAGCGGCCCGCGAGGCCCGCGCGUCCGCAGCGCCCGCAGCCGCCGCCCCCGCCGCAGCCGCGGCUCAACGUCACCUUCCCUACGUUCAAGUGCGAGCAGGAGUACUCAGAGUACUACUGCCUCAACGGCGGAGUGUGUUUUACCGUGGUGAUAUCGGACAGUCCCAUUUACAACUGUGAAUGCCGUAGCGGGUUCGUGGGUCAGCGAUGCGAGUUCAAGGACUUGGACGACUCGUACGUGCUGACGAGCCGCCAGCUCAUGAUGGAGACGGCGUCGAUCGCCGGCGGGGCGACCGUGGCGGUGUUCCUGGCGAUUCUAGUCUGCUUCGGCGCGUGGGUGCGCCUGCACCGGCGGGCGAAGGCGCCGCCCUUCUCGGAGGAGCGCGGGCAGGUGCAGCUGGUGGCAGUGGCGGCGCCCCGCGGCCGCGUGUCGCUCUGCAAGGCUCUGCCCGACCAUCCACCUCACUAGCACAGCACGGACUGUUUUGUUUAUACUGUCGUGUAUAUAUAGAUAGAUUAUGUGUUAAGUUAUGUUGAGAGAACAAAAGAUAUAAGCAAAAUUUAUGUGAUAAUUAUUUUACGGAGUUUAUAAUUUAUUUCAAAGGAAUUUCUUUGUAUAUAUGAUCGAAUCCCUUUGGAAGUCACAGUUCCAAAAUUUCAGUCUCCCAGUGUUCAUUUUGUGAAUUGUAUUCUAUAUUUGUUCAACAGUGUAUAUUGAAUGUGUGAGAUGGAACAACCUGUACCUUGCUACUCGCUUCGAGCUGUUAUAAUGUUAUAUGUUGUUGUGGCACUGUAUCUGUAGAUACAGAGGCCGAAGUUGCCCCUCAGGCCAAAGAAGCAUUUCCCAAUUUGCCUGUUUCUGGCUAGAAACAGAAUAAAGUUGGAGUAGUGCUUGUUUGGCCAGAGCUGCUGGUGUGUGCAGCAUCCCAGCUGUCGCAGUGGCUUGCUGCACACACUGCAUGUUAUUGUUUGUUAUAGUAGCAAAAGUUACUGGUUAGGGUCUUAAGCCAGAGUACUGUCUAGGUAAUUGUCAAUCAAUGUUAAUUGUAUUUAUUAUAUUCCAUUCUAUAUAAAUAGAAUUGUGAUGAAUUGAAUGCUUGUGCGAGGCAGCGAGUAGUUGGUUCCUAUAGCCGUCGGGCGGGAGCCCGCACAUUCCAUCGUGGAUAGAGUAUUUACUGGUGUCAGUAUUAUUUUGUAAUACAAUUAAGCCGGCAGCUUUACUUUAUUUUAAUUUAUACCUGAUAUCCCGCUGGGAUAGUGCUGUAUUAUAUUUGUUUGAAGGCUGAAAUGUGCCCUUAUUAAAGGCUCCUUGUAAAUAUAGCCUGUGUAGGUAUUUAUUAGAUAUUUAUGAUCGUUUAUUUAUUGACUGCUUUAUUUAGUAAAUGUUGAUCAGCAGUAGCCAGCCUACUGCAUGUCGGUCAGCGGCAGCCGGCCUACUGGAUGGCCACGGUUGCAUUUCAUUCACCCUGCUAAGCAUGGCCUCGCGUAUUAUGCCCUAUUGUAAUCUCAUUAUGAAUCUCCAUUUAGUCCUGUAUUUUGUAAAAAAUUGAAUAUUACGUUGGAUGGUGUAAAAUUUGCUACCGUCCAGUGCAGAUCGCCCAGUAAGCUUUGUCUAUAUUCUUGCCGCAAACAAUGUUUCACCAUUUUUGGCCUAGUAUAACAUGGUAUCUGAAAAACUAUGUUAAACAAAUAUUUAGCAUACAUUUGAAUGUAUUUAAAUGAUAUAAACAAUUUGGCAAAGUAAACUUGCCAUAGUUAUUGUGAAAAUAAUAAAAAUAUGUAAAUCCCAUGGAAUACUUAGUUUUAACAUGUGAAACAUUGAAAACCUACUUUAUGCUCUCUAUUUAAUGUCUAAUUCGUAAUUUUCCAUUUCAUUUGGGACCUGCACUGGUCGGGGCUGUAAAAAAAUAGUAAAUUUUGUCAAUAGGCUGCGAGACGGGCGGGGCCGCCGGCGCGGCGCUGUUUUAUAUUAGACCCUAAUGUACCAUUCUGUGGCUUUUCACCAGUUGACGAAUGCGGAGCGCCGGCCGCCGACCCAGCCCCGGAGCCCUAAUCCUAAACGGGUGUCUGUAAAUUGAUUCAUAUGAGGUUGUCUAUAUGAACAUUCCAAAGUACUUGUAUAAUAUACCUACAUCCUCAAAUAAUUUUGAAGUAUCUGUUAAGACGCUACUUGUUAAUUAUACAGUUUUCUAUUGAUCAUUUGUUAAAAGAAAAUUAUACGAAACUAAAUCCUUAACAAA
Messenger RNA from Plodia interpunctella (Indianmeal moth), 2792 nucleotides. RefSeq names its product pro-epidermal growth factor-like. Gene Ontology annotation, molecular function: receptor ligand activity; epidermal growth factor receptor binding. Gene Ontology annotation, biological process: epidermal growth factor receptor signaling pathway. NCBI's taxonomy places the organism in Eukaryota, Metazoa, Arthropoda, Insecta, Lepidoptera, Pyralidae. The transcript has a single exon. The record is from RefSeq and is a predicted model, not a curated record. The coding region runs from base 344 to 1021 and encodes 225 amino acids.